This is a messenger RNA of Apis dorsata (giant honeybee), 2583 nucleotides long. It is a transcript of the gene Mnn1, whose product is annotated as menin. The coding region runs from base 264 to 2084 and encodes 606 amino acids. Gene Ontology annotation, molecular function: Y-form DNA binding; transcription cis-regulatory region binding; chromatin binding. Lineage: Eukaryota; Metazoa; Arthropoda; Insecta; Hymenoptera; Apidae. Gene Ontology annotation, biological process: negative regulation of cell population proliferation; regulation of transcription by RNA polymerase II; negative regulation of cell cycle. Gene Ontology annotation, cellular component: histone methyltransferase complex; chromatin; nucleus. The record is from RefSeq and is a predicted model, not a curated record. The transcript has 4 exons.
CAUCAUUGUAAACGGUCCUAGUGGCGGCGCGCCGCUGGAUGAUACGCGGUUGUGAUUCAUUUUGUGAUGCGGAAAUGUAAAAGUUUCGCAUUGAGAAGAAAAAAAUCAACAUUGACUAGCGUACAUCGUUAGUCAAAGAAAAGAAAACAAAACAGAUCGUGCGAUUUCGUCGAGAGUUUCUGUCAAGAUAAAUGUGAAACAGGAUGACACUCGUGGUUUGAGCAAAGAUCUCGAUCUCGUGUGUGCAGCCUGCCAGUCGCGACAUGGCGGGUUUUCGAGACGAGGAUAAAGCUCUAUUUCCUAUUCAGAGCAUCUCCUCAAUUGUACGAAUCUUCCAAAAUCAAUUACAAAAUAGCUCAGAACCGGACUUGGCUUUACUCUCAAUUCUCGUCGGCGCAGUUGAAAAUUCCCUAACCUGUAAUCGAACAUUUGCGUCGCAGGAGACCACUGUUUAUGACGAACCGAAAUUACCGGCCGUUGAGUUUCACAUUGCCGAAGCUCUUUACACCAAGUUUCAUGCAGUGAUUAAGGGUGCAGUUGAUCUUACAGUUUAUGAUACGAAAUAUGCAACUCGAGAGCUCGUUAAAAAAGUGUCAGACGUUAUUUGGAACUCUCUUACCAGAAGCUACUACAAAGAUCGUGCACACUUACAAAGUCUCUACAGCUACCUCACAUCAAAUAAAUUAGAUUGUUUCGGAGUAGCCUUUGCAGUGGUUGCUGGCUGUCAAGUGUUGGGAUUUAAAGAUGUACAUUUGGCUAUGUCUGAAGAUCAUGCUUGGGUAGUUUAUGGUGAAAAUGGAACUGAAACUGCUGAAGUUACCUGGCAUGGAAAAGGAAAUGAGGAUAAACGUGGUCAACCAGUUGAACCUGGAGUAGCCUCUCGAUCAUGGUUAUAUGUGAAUGGACAAGCUGUUGUAUGUUCUAGAGCUAUGGAAGUUGCUACUAUAGUAUCUGCUAUAAAUCCUAGUUUAAGUGCAACUUCAGAUGCAGCUGAAGUAGCAUUACUUCAACAAGAAUUAUUAUGGUUGUUAUAUGAUUUGGGUCAUCUUGCUAAAUAUCCUAUGGCUCUUGGUAAUCUUGGAGAUCUUGAAGAAGCAGCACCAACUCCAGGCAGGCCUCCUGCUAUAGAUCUCUUUCAGGAAGCAAUUCGUUCUGCAAGAAAAUAUUACGGAAAUGCUCAUGUCUAUCCAUAUACUUAUCAAGGUGGUUAUUUAUAUAGGCAUGGAUUACAUGCCAACGCAUUGUCAUCAUGGGCAGAUGCAGCAGAUGUUUUAAGAAAGUAUGACUAUUCAAGAGAUGAUGGAGAAAUAUACAAAGAAUUAUUAGAAAUAGCGAAUGAACUUAUACCGCAUACGGUACGAGCUGAUGAACGUUUGUUACGACAACCACGUUGUUUCGCUUAUUUGUUGAGGUUUUACGAUGGUAUUUGUCAAUGGGAGGAAGGAGCGAACACACCCGUUUUACACAUAGGAUGGGCACGACCAUUGGUAAACACUAUUUCAAAAUUUGAUGCCAGUAUUCGCGCUCAGGUAAUUAUCGAGUGUUACGAUGUAGAAGCGAAACAGGAAGAGGAGAAAUCACAAAAGAGAGAGACCAGUCCAGAAGAAACAUUAAACAAUAAUAACAACAAUUAUUGUAAAACUAAAGAAAGAGGCAAUGCAGCCCGCGAUUUGAUCAAAAGUUUAGAAUCAAAAGUGCCGUCUAAUCCAGCACCGAUGCAUCCUAGUAUUCAAGCGUUGACUGCAGCAUGUAGCGAAAAGAUACUUAACAGAGAUUAUCUAUUACAAGGUGGCGGAGAACCGUUCGUUGCUCCGUCAGAUGGUACUUUGCCUCCCGCACCUUCCACUUCUCAGGAGAAUCUUGAUCCUGAGGAUGAAACUGAUUCUGAACAUGAAAGACCAAGGAUAACAUUAUACAGUCAGAAGAUGAAAGGUUUAAAGGACUUGUUGCUGGCUGAGAAAUUAAACACGCAUGCGAUUUCAUUGCAAUUAACCGCACAGAGCCAGGUACAAAUUGGCAAAAAAUCUCGUGGUACCGAUGAGGUUGGAGUUAGUCAGCGUCCAAAGAGGACACGUCGCGAAUAGUAUAAGAUUUUCGACCGACGUUUCGGUAUCGUAAAAUAUUGAACAGCAGUAGUGCCACUGGAUUCGUUUAGGUCGGAAAAGUCCGUAACGUGCGAAUGCAUAUACUGAAAUGUAUUCCAUGUAUCGUUGAAAUUUCAAUCUUUUCUCACGGUUUCUUUCUGUUUCGAGUGAAUUUCUGAUUCAAGAUUCUCGCAUAUUCAGUGGAUUUGUUGGGAUAUGCAGAUGAUAUGAUGAUGAAUUUGUUUCCGUUUAAACUAUCUCUCAUGCAUUUUUGUUUAGCGGAACGAUUCCGACGCUCGAUUAUCGCGCGAAUCCUUACGAAAUACGUUCGCGUGAUCCUUGGGACGUAUUAUCGUCAUUAGAUGUAAGUGAAAAGUAGAUGCGAAAAAAAUUUAUAGAAGAGUACAAAAAAGAUUUUCUCGAUUUUAAGUUAAAUAUCGAAAUCGUGAGUGCUUGCGUUUUGUAUUUUCGCGAUGAAGAUAUAUUUACGUGUAAAAAA